This is a messenger RNA of Lasiodiplodia theobromae, 2085 nucleotides long. Its product is annotated as Methyltransferase domain-containing protein. The record is from RefSeq and is a predicted model, not a curated record. Lineage: Eukaryota; Fungi; Ascomycota; Dothideomycetes; Botryosphaeriales; Botryosphaeriaceae. Bases 1 to 2085 code for a protein of 694 amino acids. The transcript has a single exon.
AUGGGCCCAGAGGAACCCCUCCCCCUCCCCCCAAACUUCGCGGGCAACGCCGACGGUUAUGUCGAAGCGCUGCUGCAAUUCGGCACGACGUCGACGGCGCUGCGCACGCUGUGCGGCGGGGUGCACAUCCUCGACUUCUUCACGCGCGAGCCGGACCUGUACGCGCUCGUGCUGCCGGCCGACUGGCGCGCGUGGUUCGCGCGCGACGACGUCGACGUCAUGGGGGUGCUGGACCUGCUGAUGCGGAUGGAUUUGAGCGUGUUUGAUGAAGAGAGUGCCACGGGGCAUCCGGGGUGGGGAGAGAGGCCGCCCGCGUCGCUGCUGGCGUUCGUCAGGGAGGUGCGUGGGUUGUUGCUUAGGCGCGAGUGGGAGCCCGCGGCUGAGACGAAGAGUGUGAGGGGGAAGGGGGGGAAGGUGGCGGGGUUGCCGCGGCAUAUUGCGCUUGGGAUGAAUGUUAAGAAGCAGCAUGAGGUGCAGCAUUUCGCGGCGUUUGUGGACCGGUUGACGGAGGAUAUUCGGAGGGAGAGGGGCGAUGAGGCGGCUAUCUCGCACAUUGCGGAUUUUGGGUCCGGGCAGAAUUAUUUGGGUAGGGCGUUGGCGAGUGAGCCGUAUGGGAAGAACAUCAUUGGUAUUGAGAGCCGGAAGAAUAACAUCGAGGGCGCGAAGGGGAUUGAUGUGUUGGCGGGGUUGGCACCGAAGAAGGUGGUGUUGAGGAAUAAGAAGGAAUGGAGAAAAGAGAAGGAGAGGGAUGGGGGUCCGCUCAAGAAGGGAAGGGGGAAGAAGCAGGAGGAGUGCGAAGAUUGCGGAGAUGGGCCAGAGGAGACGAACGGAGAGACGCCGGAACAGGUCGAAGAGGAGACGACAGCAGCUGCUCAACCUGAAGAAAAAGAUCAGAAGCAAGAAGACGCCUUCGCAGGGUUCGCGCCAGAGGGAACUGCAGACUUCGUGCAGGAAGUCGAAAAGGAAACGUUCAAUGGCAUACCAAAGGGAUCGAAGAAGGCCAAGCUCCACCUGCUGGAGGAGGGCAACGGCAGCAUCCAAUACGUCGAGCACCGGCUCGAGGACGGCAACCUCGCGCACGUAAUCCAGGAGAUCGUGGACCCGUCCAAGGUCGGAGAGCAGCAGAGCGGCACCUCAGCCAAAGAAGACGUCAACCAGCCCUUCGUCACGACGACGCCGGCCGUGACGGCGAGCACGCGGGCGCAGGACCCGAACCUGAUGGUCAUCUCGCUGCACUCGUGCGGCAACCUGGUGCACCACGGCUUGCGCUCGCUGUCGCUCAACCGGGCCGUCAAGGCCGUGGCCAUGAUCGGCUGCUGCUACAACCUGAUGACGGAGCGUCUGGGCCCGCCCUCGUACAAGCUGCCGCAGCUGCGGCCCAACCACCCGCGCCUCGAGGCCACGGCCAACGCCUUCGACCCGCACGGCUUCCCCAUGUCCGACCGCUACGCCACCUACCCGGUGCCGGGCACCGACGACGUCGGCGUGCGCCUCAACAUCACGGCGCGCAUGAUGGCCGUGCAGGCGCCGCAGAACUGGGGCCCUGUAGACAGCGAGGCCUUUUUCACCCGCCACUUCUUCCGCGCCCUGCUGCAGCGCGUCUUCCUCGACCGCGGCGUCGUCGAGCCGCCGCCGAGCAACACCAGUAGACUCAUGGAGAACGGCCGCACCGUCAGCGGCUCCGUCAGCCCUGCCGGCUGCAGCAGCGGCGGUGAGCCCAUCGUCAUCGGCUCGCUGAAGAAGAGCUGCUACAAGGACUUCGUCGCCUACGUGCGCGGCGCCCUGGCGAAGAUCGAGGGCAACCCCGACCAGCCUGACCGCGCUGAACAGGUGCGCGAGAAGAUGAAGGGCAUUACCGACGAGGAGAUUGCCCGCUAUGAGGUCGCGUACCGCGCGCGGAAGAAGGAGUUGGCCGUCGUGUGGAGCUUGAUGGCCUUCGCAGCCGGCGUGAUUGAGGCCAUGAUCGUGGUGGAUAGGUGGUUGUGGUUGAAGGAGCAGCCAGACAUCGAGAGGGCGUGGGUGGAGCCCGUGUUUGACUAUGCGUUGAGUCCAAGGAACUUGGUUGUUGUUGGUCUGAAGAAGUAG